This is a messenger RNA of Dermacentor silvarum, 1323 nucleotides long. Its product is annotated as solute carrier family 28 member 3-like. The transcript has 7 exons. Bases 1 to 1323 code for a protein of 440 amino acids. Gene Ontology annotation, molecular function: nucleoside:sodium symporter activity. Gene Ontology annotation, cellular component: membrane. The record is from RefSeq and is a predicted model, not a curated record. NCBI's taxonomy places the organism in Eukaryota, Metazoa, Arthropoda, Arachnida, Ixodida, Ixodidae. Gene Ontology annotation, biological process: nucleoside transmembrane transport.
AUGCCGUCCGCGUCCCCUGUUAACCCCGACAAACGCGACCCGAACCGAGAGGCUGCCCGCCGCCCGCCCGGCUGGUACCUGGCGUACCAUCGACACGUGAGACCGCGCCUGUGGCUGUGCCCGGUAACGCUGUACGCUGUGUACCUGUGCGGCGCCGUGCGCCUGUCGUGGAAAGCGUCGGACGACUGGUGCUCGGAGCCUCGGUUCCAGGCGCUGGUGACGCUCACCCUGUGCUCGGUCUGGGCGCUGCUGCAGGUGGCGCGGCUCGCAGGUCGUCUUUACCGCAAACGUGGUGCCAGGAUCGAGCAUGCGCUCGACCAGGCCGCCGAACAAGGAUGGGCCGCAGUCUUCUGGUGCGUGCUGUACGCCCUGCUCAUUGGCUGCUUCGUGGUGGACAGCCUGCCUGACAUGCACCGCAUCUGGUCCGCCUUGGGCGUCGGGGCCAUAGUCGCCAUCUGCUACAUCUUCUCGUGCGAGAGGCGCAAGAUUGCUUGGCACGUGGUGCUGUCCGGCAUUGUGCUGCAGUUCGUGCUGGGCACCGUCAUGAUCCGCUCGUCGGUGGGACACGGCGUGGUGACGUGCCUGGGCACAAAGUUGAAGGCGGUGAUCAACUACUCGCGGGUGGGCGCCCAGUUCACGUUCGGCCACGCGGCCACGGGCGUCAUCGGCGAAGCGACGCCGCGGCAACCGCACGUCUUCGCCUUCCACAUCAUGACCAUGACCGUGUUCUUCUCCUUCCUGAUGUCCCUGGUCGCCUUCUACGGCUGUCUGCGCAAACUCAUUCUGUCCAUUGCCACCUCACUUCGCUGGAGCACUGGCGUGUCGCCGUGCGACGCCCUCUGCGUCGCCACAAACAUCGUCGCCGCGCAGAACGACCUGCCGUGGAUCCUGCGCGGCUACGUGGGCGACAUGACGCUGUCCCAGCUGCACACGGCAAUGGCGUCGGGGUUCGGCAGCCUAUCUGCAGCCACAUUCGCAGCCCUUAUCAGCUACGAGGUGGACGUGGCCUCCCUCAUCAGUGCGUGCGUUAUGUCGGCGCCCGCAGUGCUGGUCACCUCCAAGAUGCUUCUGCCAGAAAUCGAGCACCCGGAUGGCGCCUUCGAGUUCCUUCUCAGGCUGAAAAGCAAGUACUACCACAAGAAGUCCAAGCUGAAAAAGCCAUGGGUGAAGGAGAAGUGGAAGGAGCGCAAGCGACUGGCUGCAGUGGCAGAGGCAACUGCGUCUGGUGCCAUAUCAGAGCACAGGGAUGGCAGUGCAGGAGAGGACGGCACUGUUCUGGCCUCUCGUGCAGCCCGCUCUGCCGUGGAUGCUAAGCUCACUUGA